Molecule: messenger RNA, 960 nt
Organism: Venustampulla echinocandica
Lineage: Eukaryota; Fungi; Ascomycota; Leotiomycetes; Helotiales; Pleuroascaceae
Exons: 1
Coding region: 1-960 (319 amino acids)
Source: RefSeq, a predicted model, not a curated record
AUGCGGCAUUCCUGGAUCCCCGCGAUUCUCCAACCGAACUUUACGUGGACACGAAAAUCCCCAUCCUCCCCUUCUCGAUUAUCCAACGAGAUCCCUCCAACUCCAGAACCUAGCCAUCCUCUCGUUCGACGAUUUUGGGGGUACAUACAUUCGUUCCUUAAGCGAUUCUCGGUUUACUAUUGCCGUUGGGUUAGAAUUCCUUUCGACAAUCAAAUUAUUCCGCUACCAUUUGGCCUGCUCUUGAAAUGGUCGGAUGGAACACGACUCGAAGAAGUCCUUGCAACUAAAGUAUGCCGCGCCGCAGGAUUACCAACACCUAGAAUCAUCUCUUACGGAGACCACCCAAAUACCCCGCAUGCGCCAGUAUCUAUCUUGAUGACACGACUAUCAGGCCGUGAACUUGGCCAAGUAUACGAAUCGCUUAGCCAAAAAGCCAAAGCCACAGCUCUUAUAGAGCUUAAACUUUACCUGUCAACUAUUCGGGGGUGGAGAAGUCCAUGGGGCGACGAACGAGUUUGCUCUAUUACAGGCGGUACUAUCCGAAGUAUCCGCGUCCCAGAUCAUAAAGUCGGCCCUUGCGAAACGCCUCAAGAAUUCCACGAGUAUUUACUCGCGCCUGUCCGUUACCCUUCUUUUGUUUCAGAAGCUGUAAAUAAAGAAAAAGUACGUAGCGCGAGGAAACUUCAAUCCCUACAGCGACCUGGCGUUAAAUUUACACAUGGGGAUAUUAAACAUCACAAUAUACUUGUAGAUGAGGAAGGUCAUAUUACUGAGUUGCUGGAUUGGGAGUCUGCUGGUUGGUAUCCAGAGUUUUGGGAAUACACUACAGCAUUACGAUUUGUGCCAAAAGACUUUUGGUGGUACGAGUUUUUAAUGGACCUUGGUGCACAGCGUUAUUUAGAAGAAUCAGAGUGUGAGAAGGCGUUGACGAGUUUGACGGCCGAUUCAUACUCGUGGUGA